This is a messenger RNA of Loxodonta africana (African savanna elephant), 5472 nucleotides long. RefSeq names its product regulating synaptic membrane exocytosis 2 (gene RIMS2). Gene Ontology annotation, cellular component: presynaptic membrane; cytoskeleton of presynaptic active zone. The record is from RefSeq and is a predicted model, not a curated record. The transcript is spliced from 25 exons. Gene Ontology annotation, biological process: calcium ion-regulated exocytosis of neurotransmitter; regulation of membrane potential; regulation of synaptic plasticity. Lineage: Eukaryota; Metazoa; Chordata; Mammalia; Proboscidea; Elephantidae. Bases 29 to 4033 code for a protein of 1334 amino acids. Gene Ontology annotation, molecular function: small GTPase binding; transmembrane transporter binding.
GGAAAAAUUAGAGAAGGAAAAAAAGAAAAUGCAAUUUGAGACAUUGCGCCAGGUCUGCAAUUCUGUUUUAUCUCAUUUUCAUGGGGUUUUUUCAUCCCCCCCAAAUAUUUUACAAAAUGAGCUUUUUGGACAAACGCUGAACAAUGCAAGGAAAAGAAGUCCAUCAGUGUCCAGAGAUCAGAAUAGAAGAUACGACCAAAGGGAAGAAAGAGAGGAAUAUUCACAACAGUAUGCGCCUUCAGAUAGCGCAAUGCCUAGAUCUCCAUCAGAUUAUGCUGAUAGGCAGUCUCAACAUGAAUCUCAGUUUUAUGAAGAAUCUGAUGAUGUGAGUUAUAGGGACUCCAACAGGAGAAGUCAUAGGCGUUCCAAAGAGUAUAUUGUAGAUGAGGAGGAGGAUGUGGAGAGCAGAGAUGAAUAUGAAAGACAAAGAAGAGAGGAGGAGUACCAGGCACGCUACCGAAGCGAUCCAAAUUUGGCCCGUUAUCCAGUAAAGCCCCAGCCCUAUGAAGAACAAAUGCGUAUCCAUGCCGAAGUGUCCCGAGCUCGGCAUGAGAGAAGACAUAGUGAUGUUUCUCUGGCAAAUGCUGAACUGGAAGAUUCCAGGAUUUCUACGCUAAGGAUGGAACGACCAUCAAGGCAAAGAUCUAUAUCUGAACGGAGAGCCGCCAUGGAAAAUCAGCGAUCUUACUCAAUGGAAAGAACUCGAGAGGCUCAGGAACCAGGUUCUUAUCCACAAAGGACCACAAACCGUAGUCCUCCUACCCCUCGGAGGAGUCCAAUACCCAUUGAUAGACCAGACAUGAGGCGUACUGACUCAUUAAGGAAACAACACCACUUAGAUCCCAGCUCUGCUGUAAGGAAAACGAAACGGGAAAAAAUGGAAACGAUGUUAAGGAAUGACUCUCUCAGUUCAGACCAGUCAGAGUCAGUAAGACCCCCACCACCAAAGCCUCAUAAAUCAAAGAAAGGAGGUAAACUGCGCCAAGUUUCAUUGAGCAGUUCAGAGGAGGAAUUAGCUUCCACGCCUGAAUAUACAAGCUGUGAUGAUGUUGAGAUUGAAAGUGAGAGUGUAAGUGAAAAAGGAGACAUGGAUUACAACUGGUUGGACCAUACGUCUUGGCAUAGCAGUGAGGCAUCCCCAAUGUCUUUGCAUCCUGUGACCUGGCAGCCAUCUAAAGAUGGAGAUUGUUUAAUUGGCCGCAUUUUAUUAAAUAAACGUCUAAAAGAUGGAAGUGUACCUCGAGACUCAGGAGCAAUGCUUGGCUUAAAGGUUGUAGGAGGAAAGAUGACUGAAUCAGGUCGGCUUUGUGCAUUUAUUACCAAAGUAAAAAAAGGAAGUUUAGCUGAUACUGUAGGUCAUCUUAGACCAGGUGAUGAAGUGUUAGAAUGGAACGGAAGGCUGUUGCAAGGAGCCACAUUUGAAGAAGUAUACAACAUCAUUCUGGAAUCCAAACCUGAACCACAAGUGGAGCUUGUUGUUUCAAGACCUAUUGGAGAUAUACCUAGAAUACCUGACAGCACACAUGCACAACUGGAAUCUAGUUCUAGCUCAUUUGAAUCUCAAAAAAUGGACCGUCCUUCUAUUUCCGUUACCUCUCCCAUGAGUCCUGGCAUGUUGAGGGAUGUUCCACAGUUCUUAUCUGGACAACUUUCAAUAAAACUGUGGUUUGACAAGGUUGGUCACCAAUUAAUAGUUACAAUUUUGGGAGCAAAGGAUCUCCUUUCCAGGGAAGAUGGGAGGCCAAGGAAUCCUUACGUUAAAAUUUACUUUCUUCCAGACAGAAGUGAUAAAAACAAGAGAAGAACUAAAACAGUAAAGAAAACAUUGGAACCCAAAUGGAACCAAACAUUCAUUUAUUCUCCAGUCCACCGAAGAGAAUUUCGAGAACGAAUGCUUGAGAUUACCCUUUGGGAUCAAGCUCGAGUUCGAGAGGAAGAAAGUGAAUUUUUAGGAGAGAUUUUAAUUGAAUUAGAAACAGCAUUAUUAGAUGAUGAGCCACAUUGGUACAAACUUCAGACCCAUGAUGUCUCUUCAUUGCCACUUCCCCACCCUUCUCCUUACAUGCCACGAAGACAACUUCAUGGAGAGAGCCCAACACGAAGGUUGCAAAGGUCAAAAAGAAUAAGUGAUAGUGAAGUCUCUGACUAUGACUGUGAUGAUGGAAUUGGUGUGAUAACUUUAAUUUUAAUCUUUCCCCUUUUAGAUUAUCGACACAAUGGUCGAGAUCUUCAGAGCUCAACAUUAUCAGUGCCAGAACAAGUAAUGUCAUCAAACCAUUGUUCACCAUCAGGGUCUCCCCACCGAGUAGAUGUAAUAGGAAGGACUAGAUCAUGGUCACCCAGUGUCCCUCCUCCACAAAGUCGGAAUGUGGAACAGGGACUUCGAGGGACACGCUCUUCUACUGGACAUUAUAAUACAAUUAGCCGAAUGGAUAGACAUCGUGUCAUGGAUGACCAUUAUUCUCCAGACAGAGACAGGGAUUGUGAAGCAGCAGAUAGACAGCCAUAUCACAGAUCCAGACCAACAGAACAACGGCCUCUCCUAGAGCGGACCACCACCCGCUCCAGAUCCACUGACCGUCCUGAUACAAACCUCAUGAGGUCGAUGCCGUCAUUAAUGACCGGAAGAUCUGCCCCUCCUUCACCUGCCUUAUCGAGGUCUCAUCCUCGUACUGGGUCUGUCCAAACAAGCCCAUCAAGUACUCCAGUGGCAGGACGAAGGGGCCGACAGCUUCCACAGCUUCCACCAAAGGGAACGUUGGAGAGAAACAAUGGAGUCAAGGAGAUAGAAUCUUAUGAAGGUGCUAUGGAUAUAGAGGAGAGAAAUCGCCAAAUGAAAAUUAACAAAUACAAACAGGUAGCCGGAUCAGAUCCCAGACUGGAACAAGAUUACCAUUUGAAGCAUCGAUCAGGAUGGGAUCCUCAUAGAGGGGCAGAUAAUAUUUCCACUAAAUCUUCGGACAGUGAUGUAAGUGAUAUAUCUGCGGUUUCAAGAACUAGUAGUGCUUCUCGUUUCAGCAGCGCAAGCUACAUGUCUGUCCAAUCAGAACGACCAAGAGGAAACAAGAAAAUCAGUGUCUUUACAUCCAAAAUGCAAAGCAGACAAAUGGGCAUCUCAGGGAAGAACAUGACUAAAAGCACCAGCAUCAGUGGAGACAUGUGCUCACUAGAGAAGAAUGACGGCAGCCAGUCGGACACUGCAGUGGGCGCCUUGGGCAGCGGCGGCAAAAAGCGGCGCUCUAGCAUUGGGGCCAAAAUGGUAGCUAUUGUUGGUCUCUCACGGAAAAGUCGCAGCGCUUCUCAGCUCAGCCAAACGGAAGCAGGAGGUAAAAAGCUACGGAGCACUGUCCAGAGAAGUACAGAGACAGGUCUGGCAGUGGAAAUGAGGAACUGGAUGACUCGACAGGCGAGCCGAGAGUCUACCGAUGGCAGCAUGAACAGCUAUAGUUCAGAAGGAAAUCUGAUUUUCCCUGGCGUCCGCUUGGCCUCUGAUAGCCAAUUCAGUGAUUUUUUGGAUGGCCUUGGCCCUGCCCAGCUAGUGGGGCGCCAGACUCUGGCUACACCUGCAAUGGGUGACAUUCAAGUAGGAAUGAUGGACAAAAAAGGACAGCUGGAGGUGGAAAUCAUUCGGGCCCGCGGCCUUGUUGUCAAACCAGGUUCUAAGACACUGCCAGCACCAUAUGUAAAGGUGUAUCUACUGGAUAAUGGAGUCUGCAUAGCCAAAAAGAAAACAAAAGUAGCAAGGAAAACGCUGGAACCCCUUUACCAGCAGCUAUUAUCAUUUGAAGAAAGCCCUCAAGGAAAGGUUUUACAGAUCAUUGUCUGGGGAGAUUAUGGCCGCAUGGAUCACAAGUCCUUUAUGGGAGUGGCCCAGAUACUUUUAGAUGAACUGGAGCUAUCCAAUAUGGUGAUUGGAUGGUUCAAACUUUUUCCCCCUUCUUCCCUAGUAGAUCCAACCUUGGCGCCUCUGACAAGAAGAGCUUCCCAAUCGUCUCUGGAAAGCUCAACCGGACCUUCUUAUUCUCGUUCAUAGCGGCUGUAAAACUGUUGUCUUAGCAACCAGCGUUACAAAAAAAGAAAAAAACACCCACAGGUCGCAAACCCUGGUAACACUGCAUGCUUACUGUUGUGUCUCCUGAGCCUGUUUCUAGGGAUACAAAGCGAUCCUGUGUUCUCAGAGGAAGUUGCACACAUUGUGCCCUAACGAAGGCCCUCAGGUGAAAGAGCAAAGCAAUGAAGAAUUAUCGGGUUUGGAGUUCAGUGACACUCGAGUUGUGGUCCAAUCUGAAGCCAUGGAUUAAUUAAAGAAUCAGCUAGUUUCAUGCAACAAUUGCCCUUUUCAACGGGACCUUUAUAUUUUUAUUGUUCCUUUUUCUUCAUUUCUCUGACCCCAAAGCCCUGUUAUGCCACAGAAAUGGAGCUAUACAGCCAUUAAGCCAUGUUACAAGUCAAGGAGUGAAGUUCUAGAAGCAUCAGGUGAAAAGCAAGAGACCAAAGAAGUGGUCCAGAACAAAACACCAGACCCCCUCUGGACAGUUACCAGGAGCAGUCCGGCGCAAAUAGCAGUGACUCUGUAGCUCCAGGAGGCACAUCACUUACAGUGCCAAGAUGUGUAAAAGGACUCUGAAAAACAAGAUUCUGUGGCUACACUGUACGGAAUGAAAUUAAAGAGACUUUUUUUUGCAUGGACACAGAUUAGCUGAAUACUUAAAUUAUUUUCUUGGGGCUGCAACUUGCAAAAAAUAAAAUAAAAAUCAGCCAUUUUCAACAGUUUAUAUUAUUUUUAAAAAUAAAUUUCACUAGUGCAUGGUUUUAAAAUGGGGAGAGAAUGCAACAGGGUGAUACAAAGAUACACCAUGUUUAUUCUUUAAUCACAGUCUGUGUUUUGGCAGACAUUACAAAUGAAAAUCCUUUCUAGAAGAUACUUAAAUUUCUCUUUAUGUGACAAAUACAUAUAAUGUACUCGAUUUAUUUCCAUGUUAAAUAUAUAAAUCUUAUGAAGUUCAAUAUCAUGUGCAAAUUGUUCACACCUCUCUUCCUCUUCUCUGUCUCGCCAUUCCUCUUCGCCCUCUUUUAAUCUUUCAUUUUACUUCUCCCCAGCAGAGUGAACUAAAAAAUUGCAAAGUUUUGACCUGGUAUUCUCUUAUAUCCCAUGUUUGAUUCAGGGCUGUUGAUGCUUCUGAAUUUCCGAAUUUCUCACGGGGGAAAAAAAAAAGUAAGAGCUUUCUUUAUUUCAAGCAUGUUGAAAAGGAUUUUGCAACAUGACUUGGGAGUAUGUUAAAGUAAGUCAGCAUGUAUUUGAUAAAGAAGAUAUUUGAACUUUUGCAAUUUAUUGUACAAUGCAUGGUAAUUUUUUUUUUCACCUUCAAAAUUCAGUUCUACAGGAAAAUUCUAAAAUCAUGUGGCCAUUGUAAUGCCUGAUAAAUUUAUUUUCAGCACCAGCAUUAUUCAUACAGGGGUUCAAGUAUUAUU